GGGCGGCAGGGUCGGGGCGCGCGCGCGGGGCCGGUCCCGCCGCCCGCCGUGAGGGGGAGCGGAAUCUCCCGCCAUUUUUCAACCGUCCCGCCCGGGCCCCUCCGGGUCUCACCAUGGCGCCGUUACUCGGCCGUAAGCCGUUCCCGCUGGCUAAGCCAUUGCCGCCGGGGGAGCCGGGUGAACUGUUCGUCAUCCCCCACACGCAGGAGGCCUUCCGCACCCGCGAAGAGUACGAAGCACGUUUAGAGCGAUACAGCGAGCGGAUCUGGACGUGCAAGAGCACAGGAAGCAGUCAGCUGACACACAAAGAGGCUUGGGAGGAGGAGCAGGAGGUUGCUGAGCUCUUAAAGGAAGAGUUUCCUAUCUGGUAUGAGAAACUGGUCCUGGAAAUAGUCCACCACAACACUGUGUCAUUGGAAAAGUUGGUGGAUGCAGCUUGGUUGGAGAUCAUGACGAAAUUCGCAGUGGGUGAAGAGUGUGACUUUGAGGUUGGUAAGGAGAAAAUGUUGCCUGUAAAAGUUGUGAAAAUGCAUCCCCUGGAGAAAGUUGACGAAGAGGCCUCAGAAAAAAAAUCUGACGGAGCUUGUGAUUCUCCAUCCAGUGACAAGGAAAACUCUGGCCAGGCAGCCCAGGACAACCAGAAGGAAGCGAUGCUGAAGGAGGAUGACAGCAGGAGGGAUAGUAUGAAUGAUCGAGCACGUAGGUCUCCUCGAAAGCUUCCCACUUCGUUGAAGAAGGAAGAAAGGAAGUGGGUCCCACCUAAAUUCCUGCCACACAAAUAUGAUGUCAAACUGAAAAAUGAAGAUAAGAUCAUCAGCAACGUUCCAGCAGAUAGCUUAGUCCGUACAGAGCGUCCUCCCAACAAGGAGAUCCUGAGGUACUUCAUCCGUCACAAUGCACUACGUGCUGGCACGUGUGAGAAUGCCCCGUGGGUUGUGGAGGAUGAGUUAGUGAAGAAGUACUCUCUCCCCAGUAAAUUCAGUGACUUCUUGCUUGACCCACAUAAGUAUAUGGCUCUCAAUCCCUCAACCAAGAGGAGGAGCUCUCGGUCACCUGAAAGAAAACUUCCUAAGAAAUCCAAAGCAGACGGAUCUUCACUGGGACAGCCACUGAGUCCAACCCUGUGGUGUCAUGUGCAUUUGGAAAAAUCUAUAAUUAGCUCUCCGCUGAAGGUGAAAAACUCUAAGAACUCAAAUUGUCCUAAAGAGGGGCUGGAAGAGGUAAUGAAAAUUGUGUCACCUGCUAAACUUGGUUCUAACUUUCACAUUCCAAAGAGUAGCCGACUAGGAAAGGGGAACAACAAAUCCUUGGACAAAAAACAAAGAGGCAAAAGGGUUCUGAAUGGGCAGAAGUCAUCGGGGAAGGCAAAGUCUCCCAGGAAAGGUUUGAAGACCCCCAAGAUGAAAAUGAAACAAAUGACACUUCUGGACAUGGCUAAAGGUACCAGUAAGGUGUCCAGGGCUCCCAGGAAUUCUGGAGGCACCCCUGGAUCUUCCCGGAAACCCCAGAAACAUCUGCCUCCUGCAGCGCUCCAUCUCAUUGCCUAUUACAAAGAAAACAAAGACCGGGAAGACAAAAAAAGUGCUCUGUCCUGCAUCAUCUCUAAAACAGCUCGGCUGCUUUCCAAUGAGGACCGUGCCCGUCUCCCUGAGGAUUUGCGGGGUUUGGUACAAAAACGCUAUGAGCUCCUGGAACACAGGAAGAGAUGGGCCACCAUGACUGAGGAACAGCGGAAGGAGUACAUGAAGAAGAAAAGGGAAAAGCUGAAAGAGAAACUGAAGGAAAGAGCAAAGGAGCGGAAGGAGAAGGAGAUGAAGGAAAAACUGGAAAAACAGAGGAGAUUUGAGGACCAAGAUCUGAAAGGGAAGACAUUGCCUACUUUUAAACUGGUUGAUACUCCAGAGGGACUUCCUAACACACUUUUUGGGGAUGUAGCCAUGGUGGUGGAGUUCCUGAGCUGUUACUCAGGGUUAUUGAUGCCAGAUGCUCAGUAUCCCAUCACAGCAGUGUCCCUGAUGGAAGCCCUUUGUGCAGAAAAAGGAGGCUUCCUGUACUUGAACAGAGUACUGGUCAUCCUCUUGCAGACCCUGCUGCAGGAUGAAAUUGCUGAGGAUUAUGCUGAGCUGGGAAUGAAACUUUCUGAAAUCCCUCUUACUCUGCAUUCCGCUUCAGAGUUGGUUCGCCUGUGCCUGCGAAAGUCAGAUGUGCAAGAGGAAAGCGAGGUCUCAGAUAAUGUAGAUGAAAGUAAGGAUUCAGCAGCUUUCGAGGAUAAUGAGGUACAGGAUGAGUUUUUGGAGAAACUGGAGACAUCAGAGUUCUUUGAGCUGACUCCUGAAGAGAAAUUGCGGAUCCUUGGAGCGCUGUGUCACCGGAUCCUAAUGACGUACUCAGUGCAGGACCAUGUGGAGGCCAAGCAGCAGGCCUCAGCUGAGCUGUGGAAAGAGCGCCUGGCUGUCCUGAAGGAGGAGAAUGACAAGAAGAGGGCAGAGAAACAGAAGCGAAAAGAAAUGGUGGCUAAAACCAAGGAGAAUGGGAAAGAAGAGCAUAUGAUGGGAAGAAAUGAAAAGAAAAAACACGAAAUUAUGAAAAUAGAGCACCGGGUGGAAAUUGAAGCCGAUGAUAUGAUCAGUGCUGUGAAGAGCAGGCGCCUUCUUGCCAUUCAAGCCAAGAAAGAGAGGGAGCAACAAGAAAUACAAAUGAGAGUGAGGAUGGAGAAAGAAGCAGAGGAAGAAAGAAUCCGGAGGCAUAAAGCUGCUGCUGAGAAAACUUUCCAGGAUGGAAUUGCCAAAGCCAAACUGGUGAUGCGCAGGACCCCAAUUGGCACUGACAGGAAUCACAACAGAUACUGGCUGUUUUCAGAUGAGGUUCCUGGUUUGUUUAUUGAGAAAGGCUGGGUACAUGACUGUAUAGACUACAGAUUUACCCUUCCCCAUCAGAAAAAGGAAGAUUCGAAGAAGGACUACAACCCUGGAGAGAAGCGGAAGAGCACAGGCAGUGACGGCCGAGGAAACAAGCUGCACCGCUCCAUGCCCACUACAGACCUGCCUGCUGAGACCACCGCUCCCAAGCAGGGCCAGAACUUAUGGUUUCUCUGUGACAGUCAGAAGGAUUUGGAUGAGCUGCUGGAUUGCCUGCACCCCCAAGGAGUAAGGGAGAGCCAGCUCAAGGAGCGCUUGGAGAAAAAGUAUCAGGACAUCACACAUUCCAUCCAUUUGGCUCGGAAACAGAACUUGGGCCUCAAAUCUUGUGAUGGCAACCAGGAACUGCUGAACUACCUCCGGAGUGAUCUGAUUGAGGUUGCAACGCGGCUGCAGAAGGGAGGCCUGGGAUAUGUUGAUGUGACACCAGAAUAUGAAGCAAAAGUGUACUCGCUGGAGAGCCUAAAGGAUUUUGGAGAGUGUGUGAUUGCGCUCCAGGCUGGUGUUGUUAAGAAGUUUCUGCAAGGUUUCAUGGCCCCUAAGCAGAAGAGAAGGAAACACCAAGGAGAGGAUUACAUUGCCAGGGCUGAGGAGAUAGAUGAAGACAAGAAAAUGGCAGAAGAAGCCAAGGUUGCUUCAGCCAUGGAGAAAUGGAAGACAGCAAUCCGUGAGGCCCAGACCUUCUCCCGUAUGCAUGUACUGCUGGGGAUGCUGGAUGCCUGUAUCAAGUGGGAUAUGUCAGCAGAGAAUGCCAGAUGCAAAGUGUGUCGCAAGAAAGGUGAGGAUGACAAGCUCAUUCUGUGUGAUGAGUGUAACAAGGCCUUCCACCUGUUCUGCCUGCGGCCGGCACUCUAUGAGAUCCCAGACGGGGAAUGGCAGUGCCCAGCAUGCCAGCCUUCGACAGCCCGGCGCAGCUCACGAAGCAGGAACUAUGCAGAGGAUUCUGCUGAAGAUGAAGGUGAAGAAGGUGAGGAAGCUUCUGAUGAACCAGAUGCUGAGGAGGAAGAAGAGGAGGAAGAAGACUAUGAAGUUGCUGGACUAAAAUUGAGGCCCAGGAAGGCAGCCCGGGGCAAGCAGGGCUCCAUGUACUCCUCGAGGCAGGGAAGUCACCAGAGGAAGAAACAGACGCUGCACCCUGUACGGGGACCCCGGCAGCGCACAGCACCUGUCGGCGGUGCAGACAUCGAUGAGCUGGUUCUUCAGACAAAGAGGACAGCGCGUCGCCAGAACCUUGAGCUGCAGAAGUGUGAGGAAAUCCUCAGCAAGCUGAUCAAGUACCGCUUCAGCUGGCCCUUCAGGGAGCCAGUGACAACGGAGGAAGCUGAAGACUACUUUGAGGUCAUCAGCAACCCCAUGGACUUCCAGACUAUGCAGAGCAAGUGCUCUUGUGGCAAUUACCGCUCUGUGCAGGAGUUCCUCUCUGACAUGAAGCAGGUGUUCUCCAAUGCUGAGCGCUACAACCAGAAUGGGAGUCACGUACUGUCCUGCCUGGAGAAGACAGAGCAGUGUUUGAUUGAUAUGGUGCACAAACACCUGCCAGGCCACACAUAUGCACGCAGGAAACGCAAGAAGCUCUCUGCCAGGUGCCAGGGACUUGAGGAGCAAGAAGGGGACAGUGAGUCAGAGCCCCUUGAACAUUCCCGGGGGCGGAAAAGGAAGAAAUGAGGGAUGGGGAGGCUUAGGGGGAGAGCCAGAAAUGGAGCAGGCCCUCUGGUGCUGCCGAGCAGUCGGAUGGGUUAUCUGGAGGGAGUUGAGAAGCAGCGGGCACUUCUCUUUUAAUCCAGCCUUCCCUUGGGCCCAUCCUAGUUUUAAUUUUUCUGCAGUUUCCUCAAGUAUUUGGUCAUCCAUUGAAUGGCUAUGACUUGAUGCUUCCUCCAAAAUCUACAAAGCUCUUCAUGAGUCUGUCCUGCCAGGAGGGGAAGGUGGGAGGGCAAGGGGAGAACCUGGCCAAGCUUGGCUGGGCAGAGGAACACCUGCAUGCUCCAGUUCAGGCACUGUCGGUUUCCUGGAAUGAAUCGCUUCCUUGCCUCUGCAAGCAGCCAGAGUGCGGUGGGGCCAUCUGCUGCCAAUCAUAUGAGCACACCAGCCUCCAACUGGUGCGGGGGGGGGG
Molecule: messenger RNA, 5028 nt
Organism: Haemorhous mexicanus (house finch)
Lineage: Eukaryota; Metazoa; Chordata; Aves; Passeriformes; Fringillidae
Gene: BAZ1B
Product: bromodomain adjacent to zinc finger domain 1B
Exons: 19
Coding region: 114-4583 (1489 amino acids)
Biological process (GO): chromatin remodeling
Cellular component (GO): WICH complex
Molecular function (GO): protein binding; histone H2AXY142 kinase activity
Source: RefSeq, a predicted model, not a curated record